Molecule: messenger RNA, 2908 nt
Organism: Rhipicephalus sanguineus (brown dog tick)
Lineage: Eukaryota; Metazoa; Arthropoda; Arachnida; Ixodida; Ixodidae
Product: tenascin-X-like
Exons: 6
Coding region: 1-1203 (400 amino acids)
Molecular function (GO): protein binding
Source: RefSeq, a predicted model, not a curated record
AUGCCGAAAAAGAAUAUCCAGGCCCUUUUUGCGACCGUAAGCGGUAAUAGACACGAAAGCAACGGACUGCUUGCAUCGCGAUUCAAGUACACGUUCGCUUAUGUGGUCGCAGUGCCUCCUGAAGUGGCCAACCUGACCCUGGUAGCAGUCGAGGGCGACUCGUUCACCGCGACGUGGGAGCGACCCGAGGGCCGCUUCGACUACUACUGGAUCGAGGUCAUUGACGAUGGCGGGGGUACCGCAGGCACUAACGCAGAACCGCACCGCGUCGGCACAUGCACCAACGGCACCAUCAUACACCCGGACCAGACGCAGGUCACCUGCGGGCACAUUGAUGCCUGUUCCAACGUGAGCCUCAAUGUGCGAACCCACGUCACUGGACCGCCUGGACGCACGUCAGCGGCCGUCACCCUGCCGGGAAUCUUCAUACCGGGAAAAUAUCCACAUCCUCCCAAGAACAUCACUGUGGCCCCUGAGUCGCCUUCGCAGAGCAGACUUUCCUGGGAACCCCCGACCACGUACAACGGCGUGCUCGACCAAUACGCAGUGAAAGUCUGCUACACUUACGAUUCCUGCGAAGCCGCUGCGGACGUCUCCACUUGCAGGGAUUACGACACGGCUGUUACGUCACUGCACUUCGAGAGCACCGUGGACACGUCGUACUGUGUGCUUAUAACGGCUAGCGCCCGUUGUGGUAGCCAAGUCUUAAGAAGUUCUACUGAGGCUGCCGAAAUUCGGACCCCUUCUUUCGCACCAGGAGACUUCACGAUAUCUGCCACCGCACCCACUCCCAGGUCUGUGGAAGUCGAGGUGUUCGUGCCUGAAGUGAAAAACGGUGCCUUGGACAAGUGUUAUGGCACGAUACGUGGCCGCGGAACUGAACGGGAGUUUACCUGCAACGAUCGCGAUGGCAAAUCGACCACGGUUACACUAUACGAAAUGGAACCUGAAACCGAAUACAACGUCACUGUUACGUUCGCUAACAUGUACGACGGCCGAGAGAUGGCCACACGGAAAUGGAUUUCUGUCGCAACGCCUUAUGAACCAAUUGAACGAGACUGGAACCAGGACACCUGGAAUCCUCCGUCGCACGAUCGACCCUACGUGGCCGCCGGCGUGACUGUACUGCCGGCACCGGGAGCAUUCUUAUUGUGUGCAGCAACUAUUCUAACGCUGAUUCAGCUAGCGUUACAGCAUUAUUGAAUGCGCCAACGAAGAGCGCCCGCUGACGUCAACAAGGUGACAGCUUAUUGUCAUCGAACUCGCACGCGGCUGUGUCCACAGGUAGCAGCCCUAAACGCUGGCCACGCUUGCAAGGUGUCAGGUGAUUAGGGGAUCGAGUGAAAGAAUUUGCUGUCACUGCUGCGGCUUGCAGUUCCAUUAUAUGUAGGAUGCAGGCACUACGUGUGGGCAUGUACGUUCGCGAUCUGAUACGCUGCCAAAGACAAAAAAGGUUACGCAGUCAAAUUUAUUGAUGCAAUUCUGUGGAUAUCGAACAAUGAUCGUACGCGUAACUUAUGUGGCGUGGUCACCUUGCGCGCUUUUGUGUUUAUUCACAGCACUGACUGUGUCUCCUGAUAUAGUCAUAUCUAUGUCAGCUGUCGUCUUUUAUUCAACACUACAGUUUUUGUUGUUAGUGUAUUUUUUGUGAAACUUACUGCUUCACUGGCAACUGCAGUGUAAAUACACUCGAUUUUAUUUUUGUUUCCCGCUGCUUAGAGCCGAUUCUACCGACAUUAAGGCUGGCUUUCCCCUGUCAAAACUUACAAACAUGGUGCUGGCUAAUGUUCCCGUUUUCUCCUUGCUAUUUUAUCAAGUUUUUGAGGGUUAGUACUUGGAAGGAUGGGCAUCGUCACAAUGCAUUUGUCGCUGCUAAUCAGUGUGGAGCAUCUGCUCAGUAAUAGAUCUCUAAGCGAUGUGUACAGGUGCCAUGUGGAAUGUUAUAUUUCUUAAAUUCUGUUUUCUGGAGUAAUAUUUUUGAUCACUACACUUUCUUUCCUAAUAACUGUGUUUGUUAACUUUUGUUUUGUUUUCAAGAGUAUAUCUGCGUAAGGCACUGCCAGGCAGCGUUGUACGUUCACUAUUUAUCGCUGCUUCAGACUGCCGCGUGUUUCUCGAAGGGCUGUUUCACAUAACGUAGAACCUAGCAAUUUUCAGGAUGCGAAUUCGCUCGCAACGAAAAAAAAAAAAGAAACGGCCGCUCUCUCUCGCCGAAACUGUCAGUGGCGAGGGACCAAAAUGUUGGAAAUUUUGUUCUGUUCGCAGUGGUGGAACGCUUUCUUGGUCGGGACCCGUCGAAUUUUGACCGAGCCGGCUGAGCCGUCAAAACUACGCUGAUUAGUUUGUUUUGGUUGUGGGUGCUGGUGCGCACUUUAAAGAGAAUUUAGAUUUGAAAGUGUUUUAAAUGACAAAAACGGACGGGCUCUUCGCCACCGUUAAUGGAAACUGGAUAAUAUCAAAGCGUUCAGAUUUUGAGAUUACAUUUGCAAAUUUAUGCCGUGUCUGUCACAAAGAACGGCAGCAAGAUAACUUGUUCGCCGUGCCUGUCGCAGAGCGAAAAUCGCAGACCAUUGGACGCCCGUGUGAACCGGACCCUUCAUGAGUGGCAGUUGCGAAGAGAGCGAACGGAGAAAUCUUCUUUCGCUGCAAUCGCGGCAUGUGAAACAGCCUUAAAAAAUCACGUUACACGAGACCAUUGUGUACUUACUAGCUGUUGGAGUCUGUAGUUUUAAGGAGAUGCAUUGACUUAGACCGGUGCCUCGUGGACCCGUCUUACAUUACGUCAUUGGUGUGAAAGCAAACGGUGUGCUAUUUGUUAAGGGACCAGUCUCUUUUGUAUUCUGUUUCAGCAGUGAUUUUUGGCACGCCGCUUUCUGUAUGCUGAAUAAAAUUAAUGUUUCUUAAGUUA